GUCUAUGAUGCUAAAGUGACGGAGCUGCGUGAAAUUACCGAUCGGAUGGACAGCGGCGUGCGAAAGUUGGUUGAAGCCAAGGAAGCCAUAAAUGUUCUCCAGGUGGAUCUGGUAAAGAAGGAGGACGAACUCAUAGUGGCCAAUCAGAUGGCCGAGGAGGUGCUUUCCAAAGUGCUCAAAGAGACCCAGGCUGCGGAAGGCGUCAAGAAUAAGGUGGAGUUGCAGAAACAGCGUUGCGAGAAGAUUGUGGCCAGUAUCAGUGCCGAUCGAAAGGUAGCAGAAGCCCAACUAGAGGCUGCAAGGCCGGCUCUGUUGGAAGCCGAGGAAGCCCUGAAUACCAUUAAGCCAGCCGAUAUCUCCACUGUGCGAAAGUUGGCCAAACCACCGAAUCUGAUUAUGCGCAUCAUGGACUGCGUGAACAUCCUCUUCUAUCAUCGCCUUGAAACAGUUCGUCCAGAUCCCGAGAAGGAGAGCAUUAUGACCUCCUGGAAGGAGUCCAUCCGCUACAUGUCCCAACCCAACUUCCUGGCAAAUCUGCUCGACUUUCCAAAGUACAUCCUCACGGAGGAGAUGAUGGACCUGCUGGAACACUACAUGUCUGCCCCGGAUUACAACAUUGCCAGCGCAAAAAAGACCUGCGGCAAUGUGGCCGGUCUCCUCUCCUGGACCACUGCGAUGGUGAAGUUCUUCUGGGUGAACACAGUGAUUGUGCCGCUGCAGGACAACCUGACAAAGGCCGGCCAGCGUCUCAAUAGGGCAAUGAAGGAGUUACAGACUGCGGAGAGCAUUCUGGCCGAAAAAACUGCUAUCCUGAAACGCGUUCAGGCCGACUUUGAUGACGCCAUGAUGAAAAAGCAGAAGCUGCAAGAUGAGGCUGACCUCUGUCGCCGGCGGAUGACUACGGCAAAUAUGCUCAUUGAAGGUCUGGCUGGUGAGAUGGUUCGAUGGUCAGAACAAAGCAUUACCUACAAGCAGCUAAUUGUUAUGCUAACGGGUGAUGCGAUUGGCCUGGCUGCCUUCCUAACUUACGCGGGCGGGUUCAAUCAGAUCUUCCGACAGAACUUGGCUGUGGCGACGCAGAAGGCGCUGAAGAACCAUGGCGUGCCGCACAGCGCUCACUUGGAUGUGGUGAAUUUGCUAGCUAAUGCAACGACGCAAAACGAGUGGAACGUGCAAGGCUUGCCCCUAGAUGAGCUGUCGCUGCAGAACGCGGUGAUUGCCACCUCUCGCCUGAGAUAUCCUCUGCUGGUCGAUCCACAAGGUCAAGGGAAAAAGUGGCUGAGCAAUUUGUAUGCUUCCAAAUUCCUAGUAAGUAGAGGCUGGCAGCAGUUCUGUUUUCUGCAUUCUGGGACCUGA
Messenger RNA from Dibothriocephalus latus, 1356 nucleotides. The record is from the annotation of a GenBank genome assembly. Lineage: Eukaryota; Metazoa; Platyhelminthes; Cestoda; Diphyllobothriidea; Diphyllobothriidae.